AAUUUUGUAGCAAGGUGGCAACGCAGACGGGCCGGUAAAACGCCACAUCAGUUUUUCGCCUUAAAUUUAAUUAUCAAAUAGAGUGCGUGCGAAAGAUAAAGUUCUUUAAUAUUGCUUUAACUCGCCAUAAAUUGAACAUUAAAUUGCAAUCUCUGCGUCAUGUGCGCGUAACAAACAGCGGUACACGAUACGCACAAUAACAAAAAUGUUACGUCUUGUGUGUGUUUUUCUGGCGACGACGGCGACGUUGACGUUGUUAAGACCUGCUUGUGUAUUGGCUGCGUCUGCCGAGUCCAGUCAAAGUUAUCCAAUUACGACACUCAUUAAUGCAAAAUGGACGCAAACGCCAUUAUAUUUAGAGAUUGCCGAGUAUUUGGCGGACGAGCAGACGGGUCUGUUCUGGGACUACGUAAAGGCUGUGACGGCAUUGGAUACUGCGCUCAACGAUUACGAUACGGAGUCGCAGCAGUAUAAUGCCGCCUUGCAGCUUGUGCGCACGCACGUGAGUGCGCCUCAGUUACCGCUGCUGAAACUGGUCGUCUCCAUGCACAGUUUAACGCCGCGCAUUCAAACACACUUUCAGCUGGCCGACGAACUGCGUGCGGCGGGCGCCUGUCAGGGUGCCAUCUACGCCCAGGUGGGCACCGAGCUCGCCUGCAACUUUGCGGAGCUCGAACAAAAGCUUAAGCUGCCUCGUGCUGAGAGCAGUUUGGAUGCGGACGUUUUAAGCUAUAGCUUUGAUCACAUUUAUCCUGGCAGCGAGAACAAUACACGCACCGUGGUUCUCUAUGGCGAUUUGGGCAGUGCCGCAUUUCGGCCAUAUCACAAACUGCUGGAAAAUGCUGCCAAUGCUGGAAAAGUGCGUUAUCUACUGCGCCAUCAGCUGGCCGAGCGAAGUGGGCGACCCGUCCGCUUGUCAGGUUACGGCGUUGAGCUACAUUUGAAAUCGACGGAGUACAAGAGUCAGGAUGAUGCACCCAAGCCGGAAGCGGGCAAUGGCAGCUCUGCCGCUAACGAGGAAUCCACAAAUGAAACGGAUGUUCAAGGCUUCGACUUUAAACUGCUCAAGGCCAAGCAUCCAGCGCUGAAGAAUGCGCUGGAUCAACUGCGUCAGCGUCUGUUGCAGGGCAACGAUGAGAUCGCCCAGCUCAAAGCGUGGGAAUUCCAAGAUUUGGGUCUACAAGCUGCGGCAGCUAUAGCGGAAAUUCAAAGCGACGAAGCGCUGCAGAUUCUCCAAUAUACUGCCCACAAUUUCCCCAUGCUGGCGCGCACUCUGCUCGCCCAUAAAGUGUCAGAUGAGCUGCGUGCUGAGAUUAAGCACAAUACGGAAGUGUUGGGUCGCAGUCUGAAUGUGGCGCCGCCAGAUGGUGCUCUGUUCAUCAACGGCUUAUUCUUCGAUGCGGACACCAUGGACUUAUACACGCUGGUGGAAACACUGCGCUCUGAAAUACGCGUCCUGGAGAGUCUACACGGCAACAAUGUGCAUGGCAGCCUGGCCAGCGCAUUGCUGGCCCUUGACUUGAAUAGUGCGAGCAAGCGUGAAUUUGCCAUCGAUAUCCGGGAUACGGCGGUCCAGUGGAUCAAUGAUAUUGAACAGGAUGCACAGUACAGACGCUGGCCGGCUUCGGUCAUGGAUUUGUUGCGUCCCACAUUUCCGGGCAUGUUGCGCAACAUACGCAAAAAUGUUUUCAAUUUGGUGUUGGUGGUGGAUCCGUUGCAGCAGGAGGCACGCAGUGUCAUCAAAUUGUCGGAAUCCUUUGUUAUCCAUCAGGCGCCCAUUCGCCUGGGUCUGGUUUUCGAUGCUCGAGCUGUGGAACCGGACACAGCGGCCGAUUAUGUGGCCAUUGCUUGUGCCUUUAAUUAUGUGAGCCAACAGAAGGAUGCCCGUGCCGCACUCAGUUUCCUCACCGACAUCUAUGCAGCUGUGGGCGAAACAGCUGCCGUCACCAGGAAGCACAUCGUUAACCAACUGACCAAGGAGUUCAGCUCGCUGAACAGCAAAAAAGCCGACGAACUGCUCGGCGAGGAAUCCGAUUACGAUUACGGCCGUCAGCUGGCUGCGGAAUUUGUGCAACGUUUGGGCUUUGGAGCAGUGGGUCAACCCCAAGCGCUGCUCAACGGUGCACCCAUGCCGAGCAAUAUCAUCAGUGCGGACAGCGAUUUCGAGGAGGCCAUCUUCUCGGAGAUCAUGAGCCAGACUACGGCUCUGCAAAAGGCCGUGUAUCGUGGCGAGCUGACCGACAGCGAUGAGUUGAUCAAUUACCUGAUGAAUCAGCCGCAUGUCAUGCCGCGUCUCAAUCAGCGCAUUCUCAGCCAAGAGGAUGCCAAGUACCUGGAUAUUAAUGGUGUUGCUGCCAAGCAGCUGGGAAAUGCGGCUGCUCUGAAUAAGCUCUCCAAUCGUGACAUGACCGCCACGCUGAUGGCAAAUCUGAAAUACUUUGGCGGCAAGCAGAGCACUGAACGCAUAGGCAGCGCCUCGUUGCAGUUCCUCACGCUGUGGGUCUUUGCCGAUCUGGAAACAGAUGAUGGGCGUGAGUUGCUCACCCAUGCCCUGGAUUAUGUGCGUGGCAGCGAAAGUGUCCGUUUGGCAUUCAUACCCAAUACGGAGGGUGCGAGUGAUAAGCGUAGUCUGAAUCGUUUGGCCUGGGCGGCAAUGCAUUCGCUGGAGCCGGCCAAGGCUACUGAGCAGGUGCUCAAAUGGUUGCGCCAAAAGAAGAAUCAACGCGUUGAGGAUAUACCCAAACCAAUGGAGGAUGUGCUGGGCAGCACGGAGUUGCAUAUGAAAAUGUUGCGCGUAUAUGCGCAACGUGUCUUGGGUUUGGCCAAGUCCCAGCGUCUGGUGAUUGGCAAUGGGCGUCUCUAUGGGCCACUCGGCGCCGUGGAGACCUUCGAUAGUGCCGACUUUGCGCUGCUGGCACGCUACAGUGAUCUCCAGUAUGGUGAUAAGGUGCGCGAGGUGCUCAAGGAGUCGGCCAUGGAAGUUCAUGUCGAUUUCAACAGCGAUACGCUGCUCAAGCUUUACGCCAGUUUGCUGCCACGUCAAACCAAGACUCGCUUCAAGCUGCCCAGCGAUCUGAAAACGGAUCACUCUGUCGUCCAGUUGCCGGCAAAGCAACAAAACUUACCACACUUUGACAUUGCCGCCGUAUUGGAUCCCGCGUCGAGGGCGGCACAGAAACUGACACCGAUCAUCAUUUUGCUGCGACAAACGCUGAACUGCCAGCUGCAGUUGUAUCUGACGCCCGUUGCCCAACAUAGCGAUAUGCCUGUCAAGAAUUUCUAUCGCUAUGUCGUCGAAUCCGAGGUGCAAUUCGAGGCGAGUGGCGUCCGUGCUGAUGGACCUCUGGCCAAAUUCAGCGGAUUGCCGGCAAAUCCGUUGCUCACCCAGCAGCUGCAGGUGCCCGAAAACUGGCUGGUUGAAGCGGUCCGUGCUGUCUACGAUCUGGAUAACAUUAAGCUGCGCGACAUUGGCGGUCCGGUGCACAGUGAAUUUGGCUUGGAGUAUCUGUUGCUGGAGGGUCAUUGCUUUGAUGCCGCAAGCGGUGCACCGCCGCGUGGCUUGCAACUUGUGCUGGGCACUAAGACGCAACCGUCGUUGGUGGACACCAUUGUGAUGGCCAAUUUGGGCUAUUUCCAGCUGAAGGCAAAUCCGGGCGCUUGGACUUUGCGUCUACGCGAGGGCAAAUCCACGGAUAUCUAUGCCAUUAGCCAUGCGGAGGGACCCAACACACUGCAUCAGUCGCAAACGGGUGCGGUCCAGGUGCUGAUCACCUCACUGCGCUCGCAUGUGACCAAACUGCGCGUGUCCAAGCGACCGGGCAUGCAGCAGGCGGAGUUGCUGUCCGAUGACACAGCGCCAUCGCAAUCGGGUAUCUGGAAUAGCAUUGCGAAUAGUUUUGGCGGCAACAGUGGCACUGGUGCAGCCGAUGAGGAUUUGGAAACCAUUAACAUCUUUUCGGUGGCCUCGGGGCAUUUGUAUGAACGUCUGUUGCGCAUUAUGAUGGUAUCGCUGCUGAAGCACACCAAGUCACCGGUCAAGUUCUGGUUCCUCAAGAACUAUUUGUCGCCACAGUUUACGGACUUCUUGCCGCAUAUGGCCAAGGAUUACAAUUUCCAAUAUGAGCUGGUGCAAUACAAAUGGCCGCGUUGGCUCCAUCAGCAGACGGAGAAACAGCGCACGAUUUGGGGCUAUAAGAUACUUUUCCUGGAUGUGCUCUUCCCGCUGAAUGUGCGCAAGAUUAUCUUUGUGGACGCGGAUGCGAUUGUGCGCACAGAUAUCAAGGAGCUGUAUGAUUUGGAUUUGGGCGGUGCUCCCUAUGCGUAUACACCGUUCUGUGAUUCGCGCAAGGAGAUGGAGGGUUUCCGGUUCUGGAAGCACGGCUAUUGGCGUAGCCAUCUGAUGGGCAGACGUUAUCACAUCUCUGCUUUGUAUGUGGUGGAUCUGAAGCGAUUCCGCAAGAUUGCGGCCGGUGAUCGAUUGCGUGGCCAGUAUCAGGCACUCAGUCAGGAUCCGAAUAGUUUGGCCAAUCUGGAUCAAGAUUUGCCCAACAAUAUGAUACAUCAGGUGGCAAUUAAAUCGCUGCCGGAUGACUGGCUGUGGUGUCAGACGUGGUGCAGUGAUAGCUCGUUCAAGAGCGCCAAGGUCAUUGAUCUGUGCAACAAUCCACAGACCAAGGAGGCCAAAUUGACGGCCGCUCAGCGCAUUGUGCCCGAGUGGAAGGAUUACGAUGCGGAGCUUAAGGCGCUGCUGGCACGCGUUGAGGACCAUGAGAAUCACAAUAGCGCUGGCAACAGGGAUAAUCCAACAGAUGACGAGGAUGAUGAUCAUGUGGUCAUUUUAACAGAGCCAACGCCACAUGAUCGCGUCCAUGGAGAGCUGUGAUCGCUGUCAUCUAAUUGUUUAGUAAAUUUAAGCCUAAUGUCCUCUAUACUUGGUAAAUAUUAAAUUAGCUAAGCUCAAUAACACUCUAGCAAGCAAGCCAACAAUAUUUUAGACAUUUUAAUUAGUAAUUAAAACUAAAGAAAAACAGUAACAAAAAAUGCUACUGCAAGUCUGAAAUAAAUUUUGCAUUCCAAGAGCCUCUCGCCACGAUUUGAACUCAGCUGAAAUUAACUUAAUAAACGAAUUAAUCGAAUGAAUGCAAA
Molecule: messenger RNA, 5145 nt
Organism: Drosophila grimshawi
Lineage: Eukaryota; Metazoa; Arthropoda; Insecta; Diptera; Drosophilidae
Gene: Uggt
Product: UDP-glucose:glycoprotein glucosyltransferase
Exons: 2
Coding region: 206-4882 (1558 amino acids)
Cellular component (GO): endoplasmic reticulum
Molecular function (GO): UDP-glucose:glycoprotein glucosyltransferase activity
Source: RefSeq, a predicted model, not a curated record